GAUAAACGCCAGCAGCUGUACAAAGGUGUUCCGUGCAUGUGUCCAGUUUAACACAUGAUGUUCAGAGGUGUGAAGGGGUGUGCUCGCAGUGAUAAAAUCUCAUCGGAACCAGUACACAGGUAUCUCUACCGGUUGAGUCUCGGAAUAGCGCUGCUUCUGCCUGAUCUAACAGACUGACGGUCUGUCCCACGUCAUACCUAACAGAACCCAUAUCAGCGCAGACAAGAAUCAUUUGUGAAGCGUAGUCUCACCACAAGAGUUAUCGGCCCUGACACCACAAUAUGGCUGUAAUAUCUAAAUGGAUCCUGCUGUGUUGUCUUCUCGUGCGAUCUCGAGUGACCACGGAGAAGGCGGAAGAUAUUGACACUGUUCACGUGAUCUUCAUGAAUCAUCUUGACAUUGGUUAUAACGGCAUAUCCCCUCAGACUGGUUUCAUCAACAACAUCCUCAACAAAUACUUCAAGGAGUACUUCCCACGGGCCGCCGCCCUGGCGGACACCCUGAGGAAGAAGAAGUACGAGAGAGGCUUUAUCUACACCACUCACCCCUGGGUGACCAGCCUGUACGUGGACUGUCCCCCGAACCUUGUUCUGAACGGAAUCAAACUGCAGUGUCCUACAUCGGACGAGCUGGCGACGUUUGAGCGCGCGGUGCGCCUGGGAGAUAUCACGUGGCAUGCUGGACCAAUGAACAUGCAGCCUGAAAACAUGAACGAGAUGUUGUUCGAGAUGAGUUUGAACAUCAGCCUUGACCUUGACAGCAGGUUUGGCAUUGACCGACGAUUCCGAACACUCAGUCAGAGGGACGUCCCGGGCAUGAGUCAGGCUGUCAUCCCAACCCUGGUGAAGAAGCAGGUGCUCGCCGUCUCCGUGGGGGUCAACCCGGACACUGCCCCGCCCGCCGUGCCCCAGGGGGUGUUCCUCUGGGAGUUUGGGCAGUUUUCCGCUAUAGCCAUGUGGCACCCAGGUGGCUACCCGCUGAAUCCAGGCCCGUCACCGAGGCAACCAGGCGGUCUGUCACGUGAUGACUGCAUCACCACAAACAGUUUGAAUCAUGCGCUGUGCUUCGCCUUUCGGACGGAUAACAGCGGCCCUCCAGUAAAUAUAACGGAAAUUAUAGAAAACUACGGCAUCCUGGAAGCUGAAUUUCCUGAGGCCACCAUUAAGGCCUCGACCUUUGAGAACUUUGUGGAGGCCAUUUUGCCGAACGUGAAUAAGCUACCAGUCUACAGUCAGGAGAUCGGUGACACAUGGAUUAUGGGCGUGGCCUCCGAUCCUAGGAAAAUGGCGGAAUACCGAACAAUUAGCGACACUCUUAUGUCUUGUGUCGUAGCCGGUGACUGUGACAGCCGGGACGCCAGGAUUUCCGGGGCCGUCCGGUUCCUCAUUAAACCCCCGGAACACACAUGGGGACUACCAGGAGUUAACGAUAAUGUCAACUGGACCAACACAGACUUCCAGAAAGCAAAAUCAGGUGCUAAUUUCAAGAACAGUUCUGCGGCGUGGGCUGAACAGCGUCGCUUCAACCAGUUAGCCGUGGAGACGUUGGGAAACCACUCAGUUGUGGAAGAAAUAAAGACAAAUUUGGCAGAUUUGGCACCGCAAGAGCCUAAACCGGACAAAGACGAAUACGUGGAAAUUCCGUACACACCAGACAACAUGUUUUCCUGUCCGACAAGAGGAAUAAAACUUUCCUUCGGGCCCGGGGGUCAAAUCAAAUAUCUGUAUGACACAGUGAGCCAGAUCACGUGGGCUAAUGGAUCCAAUUCCCUGGCGGAAUUCCUCUACCGGACGUAUGACGAACAAGACUUUGCUGCUAUGGUAACGGAGUACAACUACCGGCCCGGGAACACAUUUGGAACUGGAAUUCAUAAAAUAGACGCUGACAAAUACGCUCAUCCCGAGUCCAAGUUCUGGGAGAGUCAAAUUACCAGAUUAUACCAAAGAACGGCAACCAUCAGCGACAUGUGUCACUUCCUGAUAAAGAUAGAGCUGGUGAAGGCAGAGGCACACACAUACUACGGCGCCCCGGACAGGAUCUGGCUAGAGUACGUGGUGAGGAGGUCUCCCGAUCCAGGCCUCUUAGAAGUGGACAUCACGCUUCAGUGGUUCAGCAAAACAGCUACCCGGCUUCCAGAGGCCAUGUUCUUCUCGUUCCGACCAGAGAGUCAACCAGGAAUGUCCUGGAAGAUGUCUAAAUUAGGUCAGCUGAUCGACCCCACGAUGGUCGGGUUGAACGGCAGCCAGCACUUCCACGGUAUUGACGACGCCAUUUACUACACUAGCGAGGACAUGGGAAUGGGGUUAAAGAUCACAUCUCGUGACGUCCCCCUGGUGUGUCCAUUCAAUGUCGACAGCCCUCCAACCCCGAUCCCAGUACCCUUAUCUCCCAUCAAGCAAGUGGACGGCAUGGCAUUUAACUUAUAUAACAACGUGUGGGAUACCAAUUACAUUCUAUGGUAUCCCUAUUUAGAUGAUGAUGAAAAUUUUAAAAGUCGUUUUUCGAUUUCACUCCUUAGAAAAAAUACGAAAAAUGUUAAUGAUGAAAAACUAACUUUUAUAUGAGUGUAUGUAUAUUACAAUUAAGGUCGUGGUUGAAUAUUGUAUUAAGGAUUGUAUACAUUGACUGGUAUCAAAGACUUCACACUGGUAUUGUUAAUUCAAUGUUUCAAUCAUGGAAAAUUUAGGUUUAUUUUCGAAAUGAUGGUCCUUCAUAUGAAAGCAUGGCUGACACGCCUGAAAUGUACAGUACGUACAUCACCAAAGAUAAAUAAAAACGCCGCACAUGGGUUUCAAACUCAAAAGUUACCUGAAGAAUACACGGGAAAUAUUUCGUGCCUGGAAGUUUUUUAUUUUAUUAUGAGCCUGCUCACGACUCGGAUUGAGUUUUGACUCCAGUCCUUUCAGAUUUGGAAUGUGGGAAACUCAGGAAAGAGCCUAUUCAAAUUUGGAAAUCGUGUGUGUCAAACGAUAAGGCUGUGUUUUUGACGCCAUUCAAACUUUUUAAUCGAAACUGUAACAGUUGAAAAAGGAAAUUGCAGUUCAACCUUCUACACAAAAUAUGAAAUCUGAACUGUACGUAGGAAGGUCUACCAGCUAACUACUGGUGGUUGUGGGUUACCCCGGCCUUUGCCAAUUUUUGUUCCACCAUAAUGCCGGGCGCCGUCGUAUAAGUGAAAUACUUUUGAGUGUAGUGUAAACACAAAUCAAAUAAAUACAUUUAUCUGAAGAGGUUUGACUUCUAUUGCGAUUACGUCUUAAAAGCUUGUGAUCAGUUGCCAUGGAAACCAGAAAUGUUUCCGCAACGCCACCAGUUUAAAUAGGA
This is a messenger RNA of Liolophura sinensis, 3324 nucleotides long. RefSeq lists its product as uncharacterized. NCBI's taxonomy places the organism in Eukaryota, Metazoa, Mollusca, Polyplacophora, Chitonida, Chitonidae. The transcript is spliced from 14 exons. The record is from RefSeq and is a predicted model, not a curated record. Bases 282 to 2564 code for a protein of 760 amino acids.